Messenger RNA from Dibothriocephalus latus, 555 nucleotides. The record is from the annotation of a GenBank genome assembly. NCBI's taxonomy places the organism in Eukaryota, Metazoa, Platyhelminthes, Cestoda, Diphyllobothriidea, Diphyllobothriidae.
AUGGGUACUUCUGUAGAACCCAGUGACUUCAGGGAGUCUGAAAACGUUACAGAGGCUCAGGGGCCAACUCCGGUUGUGAGUUCGAUGUUCGCUACACUGACGAUUUCAGCACAAUUAACAGAACAGAAGCCGGAGUUGGAGGAUAUUACGACCAGCACGAUUUGCAUGCAAAUUGGGCUAGUGGGUAACCUCUCCACAAGCUCAUUCGAGAUUUCGCAUGACAUAGGACCUUUGGUGGAGUCUACUGGUGUCACAAGCCCUGAAAGUACUGAAGAGGCAGCGAUCCUCUAUUCCGUGCCAGGCACACCGACCAUGCCGAUGCACUCGACAGAAAACAGCGUGAGUUUGCAGUCAGAUGGCGCUACUCCCAGCAUUGUAGACGAGCGAACCGAGACAACAGGCAUCGUCUCUGCUGGUCCGGUGAAAUUUUCCGACGCCACUGGAUCUACGGUAGAAUCCAUUUAUACGCUAAUAUGGGUGGACGCUAACGAGACUAUAUCACCCCCCCAUUGGCGCCACCGAGAGACUAGUGACCGGGACCCGAGCAUCCAGUAG